AUGGCAAGAAACCACCAAGUGCAGAAGGCCAAGUUGGCCGAGCAGGCUGAGCGCUACGAGGACAUGGCGGACUUCAUGAAGGCGGUGGUGGAACACGGGGACGAGUUGUCCAACGAGGAACGCAACCUCCUCUCCGUCGCCUACAAGAACGUGGUGGGGUGCCAGCGCUCGGCGUGGAGGGUCAUCUCCAGCAUCGAGCACAAAACCGAAGAGGGGGACGACAAAGCGCAGCUGGUGAACGAGUAUCGGGAGAAGGUGGAAAGGGAGCUGAAUGGCGUUUGCAAGAACGUCCUGACCUUGCUGGACAAGUAUCUAAUCAAGAAGGCGAGCGAUCCUGAGAGCAAGGUCUUCUACCUGAAGAUGAAGGGAGACUACUUCCGAUACCUGGCUGAGGUGGCCACCGGGGACGACCGCAAGAAGACGAUAGACAACGCCCAGGAAGCCUACCAAGAGGCCAUGGACAUCAGCAAAAAGGAGAUGCAGCCCACGAACCCCAUCCGCCUGGGGCUGGCCCUCAACUUCUCCGUCUUCCACUACGAGAUCGCCAACGCCCCCGACCAGGCCAUCUCCCUGGCCAAGACCACCUUCGACGAGGCCAUGGGGGACCUGCACACGCUCAGCGAAGACUCCUACAAGGACAGCACCCUCAUCAUGCAGCUGCUCAGGGACAACCUCACGCUAUGGACAGCCGAGUGUGCCGGAGAAGACGGCGGCGAGGCUGGCGAAGAGCCCAAGAACUGAACGGCCCCCGUGGAGCCGGGGACCGGCCCCCACCUGCUCCCCCGCCUCCAGUCCCUUCGGCAUCUCUUCAUGGUGGUUUUUUUUUUUUGGUUUUUUUUUUUUUUGUUUGUUUGUUUGGUUUUUUGGGAG
Grus americana (Whooping crane) is the source of this 870-nucleotide messenger RNA. It is a transcript of the gene SFN, whose product is annotated as stratifin. Gene Ontology annotation, biological process: signal transduction. Gene Ontology annotation, cellular component: cytoplasm. Bases 1 to 741 code for a protein of 246 amino acids. NCBI's taxonomy places the organism in Eukaryota, Metazoa, Chordata, Aves, Gruiformes, Gruidae. The transcript has a single exon. The record is from RefSeq and is a predicted model, not a curated record. Gene Ontology annotation, molecular function: protein kinase binding.